Colius striatus (speckled mousebird) is the source of this 1737-nucleotide messenger RNA. Its product is annotated as nucleoside diphosphate kinase 3. The transcript is spliced from 5 exons. NCBI's taxonomy places the organism in Eukaryota, Metazoa, Chordata, Aves, Coliiformes, Coliidae. The coding region runs from base 79 to 588 and encodes 169 amino acids. Gene Ontology annotation, biological process: GTP biosynthetic process; UTP biosynthetic process; CTP biosynthetic process. Gene Ontology annotation, molecular function: nucleoside diphosphate kinase activity. The record is from RefSeq and is a predicted model, not a curated record.
CUCCCGCGCCGGCCCCGCCGCUCCCCGCGCCCGGCGCCAUCGUUCCGCAUCGGGCCGUGACGAGCGAGCGGCGCGGCCAUGAUCUGCCUGGUGCUGGGCGUCUUCGCCAGCCUCUUCCAGAGCGCCUGCAGUGAGGCGACCGAGCGCACCUUCGUGGCCAUCAAACCAGACGGGGUCCAGCGGCACCUGGUCGGGGAGAUCAUCCGGCGCUUCGAGAGGAAGGGCCUGCAGCUGGUGGGGAUGAAGCUCCUGCAGGCCUCGGAGGAGCUGCUGAAGGAGCACUACAUCGCCCUCCGUGACCGGCCCUUCUACAGCCGGCUGGUGAAGUACAUGAGCUCGGGGCCCGUGGUGGCCAUGGUCUGGCAGGGUCUGGAUGUGGUCAAGACCGUCCGCACGAUGAUUGGAGAGACCAACCCAGCUGAGUCCAGGCCUGGCACCAUCCGGGGGGACUUCUGCGUCGAAGUCAGCAAGAACGUGAUCCAUGGCAGUGACUCGGUGGAGAGCGCCCGGCAGGAGAUCGCGCUGUGGUUCCGGCCGGAGGAGCUGAGCUGCUGGCAGGACACGGCCCACCACUGGCUCUACGCCUGAGCAGCAGCCUGAGGGGAGGCAGCACGGCACAGGGCGCUGCCAGCACCGCUGCCUGGGGGUCCUGCUGAGCUGGUGGGGGCUGGGCUGGGCUGGGGGGAGGGGUGAAAGGGUCCUGGGAGCUGGGCUGGGGCUGUAGCUGCAGCUCAGCUCCCUGCAGCCGUAGCUGUUUUCUCUCUCUGCUCUAGUAAGUAGUUGAUAUUGUUGCUCUGUUUGCUGCAGCACCUUAAAUCCCAAGUAGCUCCGUGUGAUUCUGCUGAAGUGCAAGGUGGGCUCUGUGCCUGGCUGGGGCUGUGCUCACAGCUGCCUGGCACAGCAGGAUGUGUGCUCCUUGCUGCCAGCUCUGGCCACCACAAGGUGAUGUGAUAAAUGUCACUCACCUGCCUUUCUAGAAGGUUUUUCACCAAAGGCUUUGAAAGAAUUGGGCUGCUCUGGGAUAAGGGGGAAAAAUCCCUCCUGGGGUAAGAGCUCAUUCCAAGACAAGGAAGGACAGGACAAACUGCUUGCUGUCCCUUGGUAGGAGCUCUGCGUGCCAGGGCUGGCACAAGUCCACCCAUCUGAGAUGGGAUUAGCAAAUCCAUGGAAGGAAGCUUCACCAAAUGCUGUUACAUGCACAGUUUCUCUGGCUCAGGUUCCUGGCUGCGUGCUGGGAGUGGGGAAGCAGCUUCUCCUUGGUUCUCUGUGGGUCUCUGCUGCUGGCUGCGUGCCCCCUGGGCUGAGCUGGGGUGGCUGGUCUCACACCAUCCCUCUGUGGUGACUGACAGCAGCACUGCAAACCACAGGAACACAACAGGGAAGAGUUUGUAGAUCUGGGGCUCCAGAAGGACCGGGAGGAGUGUUUUGUCCUCUCUUGCUCGCUGCAAGCUGUGGAGUCAUGGCACUGGGCUCCUGAGGCACUCCUUGUCUGAGAGCAGUGUCCCUGCCAGGGGGCUGCUGAGCUGUCCAGGCCUGGACACAACCUUGAACCUGCCGGGAGCUCUCCCUGGGCCACGAAGCUCCUCUGGGCUGUGCCACAGGUGCUCUCCCUCAGCCCUCACUGGAGCGCUGGGGCCGCCGCCAUGGCCCUGCCCCUGCCAGGGGCCUUCUCAAACUGCUCGAGUUUGAUCCUGGAAGCGCCCCGUUCGCAGUUUGGAUAAUAAAGGCUGGAGCCUC